This is a messenger RNA of Notolabrus celidotus (New Zealand spotty), 2687 nucleotides long. RefSeq names its product AP-2 complex subunit mu-A. Gene Ontology annotation, molecular function: clathrin-cargo adaptor activity. Gene Ontology annotation, biological process: intracellular protein transport; clathrin-dependent endocytosis. The record is from RefSeq and is a predicted model, not a curated record. The transcript is spliced from 13 exons. Gene Ontology annotation, cellular component: AP-2 adaptor complex; cytoplasmic vesicle. Bases 297 to 1625 code for a protein of 442 amino acids. Lineage: Eukaryota; Metazoa; Chordata; Actinopteri; Labriformes; Labridae.
ACUGAGCAGUGGUCUUUGGAGCUUAUCGAAACACGGCCUGGGUGCGGUUUACACAUCCCUCCAGCCGCGCCUUUUCCUGUCACAGCGGAACGGCGCUGCGUCAGGACGGCGGGUCAGCUGACAGCGAUCAGAGGACCAGGAGGAAGGAGGAGCGGAAUUAGCGGGUGUGUGGACUAGGAACCUACCGGAUCCUGACAUCGGCUUUAACCUAGGAGCGAAAGACCGGUGGCGCUCGUGAGAGAACUAGGGCGGGGUUUGGUUCCACCAUGGCCAGUUGGGACUGAGAAGCAGCCACAAUGAUUGGAGGAUUGUUCAUCUACAACCACAAGGGGGAGGUCCUCAUCUCCCGGGUCUACCGAGAUGACAUUGGACGUAAUGCAGUGGACGCGUUCCGUGUGAACGUGAUCCACGCCCGGCAGCAGGUUCGAUCCCCGGUGACAAACAUCGCCCGCACCAGCUUUUUUCACGUUAAGCGCUCCAACAUCUGGUUGGCAGCCGUCACUAAGCAGAAUGUCAACGCCGCCAUGGUGUUCGAGUUCCUCUACAAGAUGUGUGACGUCAUGACUGCCUACUUUGGCAAGAUCAGCGAGGAGAACAUCAAGAACAACUUUGUGCUCAUCUACGAGCUGCUGGAUGAGAUCCUGGACUUUGGCUACCCCCAGAACUCAGAGACCGGAGCUCUGAAGACUUUCAUCACCCAGCAGGGCAUUAAGGGACAGCACCAGACAAAAGAGGAGCAGUCUCAGAUCACCAGCCAGGUGACGGGGCAGAUCGGCUGGCGUCGCGAGGGCAUCAAGUAUCGCCGCAAUGAGCUUUUCCUGGACGUACUGGAGAGUGUCAACCUGCUCAUGUCGCCGCAAGGCCAGGUCCUGAGUGCCCACGUGUCGGGCCGAGUGGUGAUGAAGAGCUACCUGAGCGGGAUGCCCGAGUGCAAGUUCGGCAUGAAUGACAAGAUUGUCAUCGACAAGCAGGGCAAGGGAGGAGCGUCUGAUGAUGCAGGGAAGAGUGAUUUAGGGGGAGGAAGUGGGAAGCAGUCCAUAGCCAUCGAUGAUUGCACUUUCCACCAGUGUGUGCGCCUCAGUAAGUUUGACUCAGAGCGUAGCAUCAGCUUCAUCCCCCCUGAUGGAGAAUAUGAGCUCAUGAGAUAUCGCACCACUAAAGACAUCAUCCUGCCCUUCCGAGUCAUCCCUCUGGUCAGGGAGGUUGGUCGCACUAAACUGGAAGUUAAGGUGGUCAUCAAGUCCAACUUCAAACCCUCACUGCUGGCCCAGAAGAUCGAGGUGCGUAUCCCAACACCCCUCAACACCAGUGGUGUGCAGGUGAUUUGUAUGAAGGGAAAGGCAAAGUACAAGGCCAGUGAGAAUGCCAUCGUGUGGAAGAUCAAGCGCAUGGCAGGAAUGAAGGAGUCACAGAUCAGCGCUGAGAUCGAGCUGCUGCCGACCAACGAUAAGAAGAAAUGGGCCAGGCCUCCCAUCUCUAUGAACUUUGAGGUUCCUUUUGCUCCCUCUGGUCUGAAGGUGCGCUACUUGAAGGUGUUUGAGUCCAAGCUCAACUACAGUGACCACGAUGUCAUCAAAUGGGUGCGCUACAUUGGCCGCUCCGGCAUCUACGAGACCCGCUGCUAAAGUUCGAACCCCCCUCCAGCCAGGCAGCGAACUGACCACUUUUACACCUUCAUCUAUGUUGUUAAGAUUUUUUUCUUCUGCCCCCCCAACCCUAUUUUGUCUCUCCCCUCCCUUCGAUCCUUAUAGCUUCUCUCAUACACCCUCCACCUCCCCCCCUCCCUCCACCUCCACCCUCACCCCUUCUAAUUAGGUGUUGGAGAUUGAAUUUACCUUGUUAAAAAAUUAAAAAAAGUAUGAUAUAACGCACAGAUAUAUGCAAAAUGUGAACCAUUGUAUCGUAUAUAUCUCGUAGUGAUGAGUAAACCUGUAAACCAACUGGUGUCCGAGAGAAAAAAAAAAGACAAGUGAUGGAGGAGGGGACCAGGGGGAGAGGACUAGAGACGGUCUUUUUUUCAGGACGCCUUGUCGUGUUUAUUCAGUGUUAUUGUUCCACUAUCUACCCCCGCCCCCAGUUACUUUAGAAGCCUCAUAAGUCCUUGAGUUUAUCCCUGGUAAGAUGAUUUGUAGCUGAUGUGGUUAAAUGGAAAACUGAUAUAGUUCCUGUGUAUGAACUUUUGUCUCAGUAGAGUCUACCCUUCAAAUUGAGAUGAGUUGUCUGAUUCUGUAUUGUGGAACCUGAUUGAUAUUUGAUCUGUGUUUUUGGGAGCGGUCAUGUGGAUCAAAAGUGUCAUUUCAAUGUCUCCGAAUGAAUAGUUAGGAAAGAGAAGGAAUUCAUAGUGAGAGGUUUUUUUUUUUUUUACUUCCUAGAGGGUGCUCCAUUUACUCCCACUUAUAUCUCCCACUCUUAGUGAAGUAAACACAGGUGAAUCAUUCCAGACAGUUUUGAGGUUUGACCGUCACCCUGAUAAGUGAGUAUAUGACUUUAAAUUUCCUCUUUCUAAAGUACUUAGAUCAACUCUGUCACACUACUCAGAUUCUGAGACGCUUCCUGGGUUCUCGGACAGUGGGAGUGUGUUUGCAGCAAGGCGAGGUCUCCCCCUGGUGUUCGCCUCGUCACUGUCCACUUCUUAAUGUUUGUAGACCUGGUGACCGUUCUGUCCAAUAAAAUCUGACUAUGUAACC